AUGAGUCUGCGCUUCCACAAGACUGCUCCCCUCAUCACACUCUACCACAAUCCCUCCUCCCCAACCUCCCUCCACGCCCUCGCCCUCCUACAGCGCGCCCAACGCAGCGGUGACAGCAGCAACAGCUCGGGCAGCAGCAGCAGUGCAGCCUACUCCAACUUCAACAACCCUACCGAAUCAUCCGGAUCGGAUUUCCUACGCGAAGCUUCCUCUUCUACCCAUGGUCUCGAGCUGCAGCUAGAGGUCAAAGAGAGGGCAAAGGAGCCUCCUACACCUGGCCAAGUGCAGACCAUACUGGGGUACCUCAAGCAGGGUGGUGAGGGAAGUGGAACUGGAAGUGGGGGAGAAGAGUCCGGGUUGGGAUCGAUACUGGGAUUCGGGCUAGGGGAGGCAAAGGCAAAGUCAAGAGCACACAUCUCGCGGGAAGACCCUGCUGCUAGUGCUACUCCUCGCCGUACCCCGUCCGCAACGGCUAGCUCAGACCCUACGCGCCUGUCACGGGGGGAGAUGCUCACAAGAGUGCGAGCCUACCAGUCCAACACUGCCACUUCCGAUGCUACCACAUCCACUCCAUCCCAACUCCAACCCGAACCGCCAAUCGAGGACCCACCCUCUUCCCAGUCCCAGUGGUCUCAACUAGACGAUUCUGCCCUCGUCUCCCGUCUGAAGGACUCGGACUUACUCCUCGUCGAUUGGGAUGGUGGGAGAGCAGUCACUGAUUUGGCUGGAGUGGAGAGAUUGGUGGGACAACUCAGGGAGGAACAGCAGGAGAGGGUGGAUAGAGAGAGUGGGAACAGAGGAAGAGGAGCAGGAGGGGGAGGGUGUGUGGUCAUGUGA
Molecule: messenger RNA, 837 nt
Organism: Microstroma glucosiphilum
Lineage: Eukaryota; Fungi; Basidiomycota; Exobasidiomycetes; Microstromatales; Microstromataceae
Exons: 2
Coding region: 1-837 (278 amino acids)
Cellular component (GO): mitochondrion
Molecular function (GO): oxidoreductase activity
Source: RefSeq, a predicted model, not a curated record